This is a messenger RNA of Drosophila bipectinata, 1140 nucleotides long. It is a transcript of the gene Fer2LCH, whose product is annotated as Ferritin 2 light chain homologue. The record is from RefSeq and is a predicted model, not a curated record. Gene Ontology annotation, biological process: iron ion transport; intracellular iron ion homeostasis. Gene Ontology annotation, molecular function: ferrous iron binding; ferric iron binding. Lineage: Eukaryota; Metazoa; Arthropoda; Insecta; Diptera; Drosophilidae. Gene Ontology annotation, cellular component: cytoplasm.
UCGAACGCGACGCUAUAAACAGCAGUUGCGUUUUUGAUUUCCAACAAGCAGCACACAAAACAGCGCUAACGACAAAGAUCGAACUCAUUGAACACAAUUAAAUAAUCUGAAGCAAAGAUGAAAUUUUUCAUUGCAAUCGCUCUAGUUGCUAGCCUCAGCUCUCUGGCUCUGGCCAAGGAGGAAGAGUACUGCCAGAACAGCGUGCUCACCGCCUGCUCUUCGUCGACCUUCUCAGCAAACUCUAUCUGUAAUGCCCGUUUCGCUGGCAUCGACCAUAUUGAGCCCGAGGUCCAGGCCUACAUCAACUCGCAGCUGACCAAGUCCUAUGACUACCUGUUGCUGGCCACCCACUUCAACUCUUACCAGAAGAACCGCCCCGGCUUCCAGAAGCUGUACCAGGGUCUCUCCGACCGCUCUUUCGACGACACCAUCGCCCUGAUCAAGCAGAUCACCCGUCGCGGUGGAAUCGUGGACUUCAACACCCGUCAUGAGUCGCCCGCUUCCGUGAGCACCCAGCGCAGCACCCUGGAGGUCGACGAACUCCACUCCCUGGCUUUGGCUCUGGAUAACGAGAAGCAGCUGGCCGCUGGAGCCACCCAUGUCCACACCCGUGCCACCCACGCCACCGAGCGCGACCCCGAGCUGGCCCACUACAUCGAGGAGAACUUCCUGGGCAAGCAGGCCGAGACCGUGCGCAAGCUGUCCGGCUAUGCCAACGACCUGGCUAAGCUCAUGAAGGUGCCGGACCCAUCCCUGUCCGUCUACCUGUUCGACGAGUACCUGCAGAAGCAGUAAGACGUUACUGAGGAGUCUUCUCCCCCUCCAACACACUAUCUUCCUUUCCCUCAAAAUUGCUCUCAUCAUCCCGAAGAUAACGUUUAAAUUUGAUUUGUUUCCUUGGUUUGUUCACCAAUAAAUCGCAGUGCAGCAGCAGCAUUAUCAAAGCAAUAUUUGAAUGAUUUAUACAUACAAUCCUACCCAACAUUCACCUUGAUUUACCAGCACGCCAGCACACCCGAGAUUGUGAUAAUGUUAUCAUUAUUAAGUUAGCAAGUUCGCCCCAACAAAUGUAUCUUUAGCCAUGUAUGUUACCGCGUGAACAAAUAAACACAACAAAGUAACUAAAUAUCAACUAGAAAA